Messenger RNA from Dovyalis caffra, 1110 nucleotides. The record is from the annotation of a GenBank genome assembly. Lineage: Eukaryota; Viridiplantae; Streptophyta; Magnoliopsida; Malpighiales; Salicaceae.
AUGGAGAUAACCAAUGUCACAGAGUAUGAGGCCAUUGCUAAGGAAAAAUUGCCAAAGAUGGUCUAUGACUACUAUGCUUCUGGUGCAGAGGACCAGUGGACUCUAGCAGAAAACAGAAAUGCAUUCUCAAGAAUUCUGUUUCGACCCCGUAUUCUUAUUGAUGUGAGCAAAAUAGACAUGGCCACCACUGUCUUGGGCUUCAAAAUAUCAAUGCCUAUUAUGAUUGCUCCAACUGCCAUGCAGAAAAUGGCUCAUCCUGAAGGGGAGUAUGCAACAGCAAGAGCUGCAUCAGCUGCUGGGACAAUCAUGACACUGUCCUCAUGGUCUACAUCCAGUGUUGAAGAGGUUGCGUCGACUGGACCUGGCAUCCGCUUUUUCCAGCUCUAUGUGUACAAGAACAGGAAUGUUGUUGCUCAGCUUGUCAGAAGAGCUGAAAGGGCAGGUUUCAAGGCUAUUGCUCUUACUGUUGAUACCCCAAGGUUGGGCCGCAGGGAGGCUGACAUCAAGAACAGAUUUACUCUGCCACCAUUUCUGACAUUGAAGAACUUCGAAGGUUUGGACCUUGGCAAGAUGGACAAGGCUGCUGACUCUGGACUUGCUUCAUAUGUUGCUGGUCAAAUCGAUCGUACUCUGAGCUGGAAGGAUGUGCAGUGGCUGCAGACAAUCACCAAACUGCCAAUUCUAGUGAAGGGUGUACUGACUGCCGAGGAUGCAAGACUUUCAAUUCAAGCUGGAGCAGCAGGGAUUAUCGUGUCGAAUCACGGUGCUCGCCAACUUGACUAUGUCCCUUCCACUAUUAUGGCCUUGGAAGAGGUUGUCAAAGCUGCACAAGGACGAGUUCCAGUGUUCUUGGAUGGUGGUGUAAGGCGUGGAACUGAUGUCUUCAAGGCAUUGGCACUUGGAGCCUCUGGCAUAUUUAUUGGCCGACCAGUGGUCUUUUCACUGGCUUCUGAAGGAGAGGUUGGUGUGAGAAAAGUACUUCAAAUGCUGCGUGAGGAGUUUGAACUUACUAUGGCAUUAAGUGGCUGCCGUUCCCUCAAGGAAAUCACUCGCAACCAUAUUGUAACCGAUUGGGACCUUCCUCGCACUCACCUAGCUCCAAGGUUAUAG